UUUAUUUAUUGUUUCACGGAAAUCAGCUUUUAGUAUAAUGACAAUUUUUUCAACUUGAUUAUAUUUAACAAUGAUAAUUUGUCUUAUAGUUUAAUAAUAUGAAGAACGGCGCUGCUGUAAAUUAAUUGUUGCGUUUAUAGUGUUUGCAAGAACAGUUAAAGAACAAAAAUGUCAACUGAAAACAUCGAUAUAUCUACAAUUUAUAACGAAAAUAAACUCAACGAAAAAAUAGAUGCAAAAGAAAUAUUCGACAAACUUAGAGAAGAAUUUGAUAUUGAAACAACCAACAAAAAAAGUGAAAAGGGAUGUGAAAACAAAAAAGUUGAAAUAAUUGUUUGUGGUCCAAAGGGAAAUGAAAUCAACUCUUAUAAAGUCAUUAUUUGGGCAAGUUAUGGAUACUUCCUCUAAUCAAUAUAUAAGCACUCGCGUUGGUACAUCUUAUAAAUUUGUUAAUGAUAAUGUUAUUAUUUGGGAUCCAAAGGAACUUAACAAAUGGAGCAAGAUUUCCAUAGAUGACUUUUGGAAAGAAUGUUUUCAGUAUACAACAGAUUUGCUAUCUUUUUGUCUUUUUUGCGUAGGAACAGGGGCUAAUGCAGAUACAAGCCUAAUAAAGUACAUGUUCGACAAAUAUGUUUUUAAAAACAAUAUACCGUUGUUCUGGGUUAUCACAAAAGCGGACCAAGCUGAUAUUAGUCAAACAAAUGCGUUUGUUAACGAAGGAGUUAAACUACUUUGUGACGUCAUUAAAGUUAUUCAACCAACUAUAGCAUGGAAAACAGUAAAGAGUUUUAUUUUUCGAAUAAACUCAAUAAAAUCUUGUAUAAACAUUCCUAACCAACCAGAAACAAAAAUUAAAAAGUUUGAAAUAAAAACUUUGAAUAACAUUUUUGCGGAAUACAUACCUAUGUCUUUACAGCAAAAUUUAAUGCAACUACUCUGCAUAAUAUUGGAAGUAGGGUUAGGAUUAUUGUUAUUGUUUUUGUAAAAAUUUGAUACAAUAACAAUUACAAUACAAUAGUAUUGUAUUGUAAUACCAGAGAUGCAAUUAAAACAUU
Hydra vulgaris (swiftwater hydra) is the source of this 1055-nucleotide messenger RNA. NCBI's taxonomy places the organism in Eukaryota, Metazoa, Cnidaria, Hydrozoa, Anthoathecata, Hydridae. The record is from RefSeq and is a predicted model, not a curated record.